AAUCUCUAAAUCAAGAGAAUCUGUUCGACCAAUGUGGAUGACAGUUAUGAUAUGGUCCAAAAAAGAGCUUGGUUCUUCAAUUCGAAGCUGUAAAAUUUAAAUGGUAUCAGAUUCCAAAAGUUGUAGCUUUUGAAGGUUCUUCAGAAAAGUCAAGUUCUUUAAAAAGCCAUGAGAGCUUAGCUUACUUCUUCCACCAUUUGAUGAACUUCAGCAUUUUCUCUCUUCAUCUUGAAAAUGGAGUUGUUUCUCUGUUUCUUCACUCUGUUUUUGAUAUCACAAUCUGUUGCACUGAGGAUAACAGAGAGACCAGAGGUUGAAUGUGCUAUGUGCUUAGAAUGUGAGAAUCCAUGUGAUCAGCCACCUCCUCCUUCGCCUUCACCUCCACCGCCGCCCCCACAAGAAAUUCUAUGUCCUCCGCCGCUUCCUCCACCUCCACCGCCGGUAGAGAUAUUCUGUCCGCCCCCACCUUCUCCACCGCCCCCUUCUCCUUGUCCGCCGCCGCCUUCUCCUCCUCCUCCCUCACCGCCACCACCGUGUACUCACUGCCCAUUGCCGCUUCCACCGCCGUUGCCGCCGGUUUGCAAUGAAUGCGUUCCUAACAAGCCUAGACCACCGAUCAUUAUCACGGCCGCAGCAACAUCGCCGGAGAUCUCUGCUUGCAUCAGCUUGAUAAUUGCUCUCACCAUUCUCGUUUCCUCUCUGUUUCAAUAAUCUUGUAGCGAUCUUUAGCUAUUCGUUGUCUCUCUCCUCGAUAUUAAUUCUUACACUCAUAAAAGAAAUUUAUCAAAUUUCUUUUGAAAAUUAGCAGGACGUUGUUAAAAUGAAUUGUGAACCUAAACUUUCUAGUUUUCAGUACUUUGUGUUGAUCUUAA
Capsella rubella is the source of this 872-nucleotide messenger RNA. Its product is annotated as leucine-rich repeat extensin-like protein 6. NCBI's taxonomy places the organism in Eukaryota, Viridiplantae, Streptophyta, Magnoliopsida, Brassicales, Brassicaceae. The record is from RefSeq and is a predicted model, not a curated record. The transcript has a single exon. The coding region runs from base 235 to 711 and encodes 158 amino acids.